AUGUCAGGGAGCGCCGGUCCUCGUACUGCGACGGCUAAACGCUUCUUUCGCCUUUCGAACGAGACGGGAGAGGGUAAGCCGGAGAUCUCACCUCACCCAGUACGAACGAUGGAGAUCGGACUAGCGCAGUUUCGCCGACGCAGACGUGCGAACAAUUCCAAAGUCCCCGCUGCCUCUCUCCCGCCCGAGGUAAUCAUGCUCAUACUACGGCAUACCCUCGAUCCACUGACCCGAUGUCCGUUCUGCCAUAUCUUCUUCGCGCACAACUUCUGGAACGAGAUCGCCGACUUUUACGAUCAGCGCCAGAGAGUCCUGCGCCCGCUCGUCCUCGUCUGCAGGGACUGGUACUGGCCCGCCGCCAGCUUGCUCUACCAGAGCCCAGUCAUUCACGAUCAGAAAGGCGCAAUAAAACUUGCACGUACUCUAAGCCGCAGACCCGAGCUUGCGCGCUUGGUGUGCGCGCUGGACCUGGGGGAGGUACGACCGAGACAUCAGGGUGUACGGGAGUCGUGGCUCCUGUCAGUAUUGAACAAGGCACGAUCGAAGUGGACGACGUUGCUACACCGAGACGUGAUAUACGGGCGGCAGCUCUGCACGUUGUUGGGCUCGCUAUCCGGAGUCGCGUGCGUAACCCUCUGUGGCGAGGGGGAUGACUCGUUGCUUCGCCACGCUCUGGACGUUGCGCCCUGUGCGACGUCGCUGACGAGACUCGUUUUGAAGCGCCAUCCACGUGCUUCUUACGAAGCCGCUUUCCAUGGUCUUUCCGCAGCCUUCUCGUCUCUCCAGGAUCUAUGUCUCAUCGGGUUUAUGGGCAGGCUCAGGUUGCCUGCGCUACCGUCUCUCCGGGUCUUGCGUCUUUGGAGUUGCUUUUACGAUGUGCAAGAAAUCACUCCGAGAACUUUAGGAAACCUGGCAUUGGACACGCUUGAGUUCAUCAGUGUCCCGCUCGAGGUGAUAACAAAACUAUGCAUGUACAAUGUGUCCGGGCUCAGCUGUCUCCGUGUCAGGAGUUGGAUGCGGGACUCGCUGGGCGAUCUCGAUCUCCGGGCGUUCCAGUCUUUGAAAGCAAUCUCGCUCUGCUUCGACCUCUUAGACGGCCCCACCCGCUUCCCCAGGGGCAUUGAAGUUAUUACGACCCUAGAGGAACUUUUCGUCGAUAUCCUCACACCGGGCGUUGUCUCGCAAUUUGCGGAACUGCUUGGUGACUCCAGCACAUUCCCCGCGCUAGUACACUUGAGCAUUUCGGGUCAUCUGUCAUCGUUGGCCAAGGCUGACACCGACGACGAAGCGGCGAGCAUUGAGAGACUCAAAAUAAAAUGUGAAGCAAGAGAUGUAAAGCUCACUUUGGCCUUAUCUCUUGCAUCUCCUACAUACUUCGUCUACCUACGUGUGCUUGCAGACAUCAGCAUUUUUACACAUUCCUGA
Molecule: messenger RNA, 1425 nt
Organism: Gloeophyllum trabeum ATCC 11539
Lineage: Eukaryota; Fungi; Basidiomycota; Agaricomycetes; Gloeophyllales; Gloeophyllaceae
Exons: 3
Coding region: 1-1425 (474 amino acids)
Source: RefSeq, a predicted model, not a curated record